CCUGGUGGAACGAAGAAAAUGGCAGGUCUUGUGGCUGCGGCGCCGCGGAGGUGGGGGUGGCUCUGCCGGAGCCUGGUGCCCAGCGCAGGUGAGAGUAGAAGCGGCGGGCGUAGGCCCUGGGCGGCCUGGCGCUCCCCAUGUGUCGCCUGAGGUUGCUCCUAGCGCAUUGCCUGCGGGUGGGAACUGGCCCCUCGGCCACGGGCGGCCCGGGGCCCGGCCCGGCAGUUGCCGCCGCGCUAGCUGAAGGCCGUGAUCGCGGAGCUGGGCUUGUUCUGUUCUCUCUGACUCCAGGAGCCUUGUGGCAGAGGCGGUGCUGCUCGCGACAGGGGCCUGUAACCCGUACAGAGGAUCUGCUGAUACAAAUGGAAAAUCCAUACAAGGAGCCUCCUAAGAAAUGUGUCUUGUGUGGCAUACAUGUAAACUACAAGAAUGUACAGCUUCUGUCCCAGUUUGUGUCUCCAUAUACUGGUCGCAUGUAUGGAAGACACGUAAGUGGGUUAUGUGACAAGAAACAGAAAGAGAUUUCAAAAAGUAUUAAAAGAGCACAAGCACUUGGGUUUAUGCCAGUUGUAUACAAGAACCCAUCGUUUCGGAAUGACCCAAAGCUUUGCAAUAUCAAGUAUCCAGAAUAAGUUAGGUAAAUUGUCCAUAAAUCAACAAUAAAAUUAUUUUGUAAUUCA
Messenger RNA from Gavialis gangeticus (Gharial), 680 nucleotides. RefSeq names its product mitochondrial ribosomal protein S18C (gene MRPS18C). Gene Ontology annotation, biological process: mitochondrial translation. The record is from RefSeq and is a predicted model, not a curated record. Gene Ontology annotation, cellular component: mitochondrial small ribosomal subunit; ribosome. Bases 138 to 632 code for a protein of 164 amino acids. Gene Ontology annotation, molecular function: structural constituent of ribosome; small ribosomal subunit rRNA binding. NCBI's taxonomy places the organism in Eukaryota, Metazoa, Chordata, Crocodylia, Gavialidae. The transcript is spliced from 5 exons.